Molecule: messenger RNA, 1551 nt
Organism: Acanthaster planci (crown-of-thorns starfish)
Lineage: Eukaryota; Metazoa; Echinodermata; Asteroidea; Valvatida; Acanthasteridae
Gene: srprb
Product: SRP receptor subunit beta
Source: RefSeq, a predicted model, not a curated record
GCUGAUACAACGAAAUAGCGCGGCAUUGCGCUACGUACGUACUCUGCACAUGCUCUAGCUCUGCCAAAUACCUGUAACUGUUAAAAUGGAAGUCGAACGGAGACGUGUAGACACUUUCGAGGGCACAUUUCAAGCCCUAAAAAAUGAAAUUGCAAAGCAAGAUCCGACGGUGCUUGGUGUUGUGGUAGCUGUUGUGGUUGUUUUGAUAACUGUUGCUUUCCUUUACCUCCUGGCGAGACGGAAAAACAACAAGCGCUCUGUACUCCUCAUGGGGAUCUGUGACGCUGGCAAGACAUUGCUCUUCAGCAGGUUGGUUCACAACAAGUUCAUCAACAGCUUCACCUCCAUUAAGGAAAACUCCGGUGUCUACCAGCUGACAGGGAGGAAAUCGGGAACCCUUGAGGUCGUCGAUCUUCCUGGGAAUGACCGGCAACGUAUGAUAUUCUGGGAGCGUUUUAAAAACCAAGCAAGGGGGCUGAUUUUCGUCGUGGACAGUGCCGCCUUUCAGAACGAGUUGAAAGAGGUGGCGGAGUUUCUCUACACCCUGCUGAGCGACUGCAUGGCCAGCCGCACCAAGCUGUCUGUGCUCAUCACCUGCAACAAACAGGAUGCGGCCAUGGCUAAAUCCAGCAAGGUCAUCCGGGACAAGCUGGAGAAGGAAAUCAACACCCUACGGGUGACCAGAUCAGCAUCCCUGGGCAGCACUGACGGUUCGGCCGGCUCCGAGGCCUUCCUAGGAGCCCGGGGGAAGGACUUCGGCUUCGCUCAGCUCUCCCCGGUCAGCGUGGAGUUCGCCGAGUGCAGUGCCAAGGGCAAUAACGAAGAGGAUGGACAGGCGGACCUCAACGCAGUGGAGGAGUGGAUACACAGUAUUGCAUGAGUGGAUUCACCAUGUGGAUCCACCUAAUUGAUUAGGUCAACAGGUGUUUAGAAAUGGAUGGAUGCACCUCUUGCGAUAACUGGCCUACUACAGUCCACACGAACAUUCGGAGAGGAUGUCUGCUUGGUGUAUUUGUACAAGGUUUCUGUGCCUGCCACGUCUAUGAAACCAGCCCUCCCAGAAAUGCACAUUGCUCAUGAUGUUUUUAGUGACGGACACCUUUCCAUAAGCACAUUCUCAGUCUGGUCUGUGUCUGGUUACGUGUUCUGCUCUUUUCUUCUGCAGUGUCUCCCUAAAUUUAUGAAGACGGACAUAAGGCUCACUGCUUCACUGGAAAGGUGUCCUUAUUGUGAAUGUGUACAGGAUUCUUGACUCAUUGUCCCUGUUUUGGAAAAAAUAAUCCUUGUGAUGUACUCCUCAGAAUGGGAUUAGCCACUGAAAAACUUGUACAGUAUGCUAACUUCAUCUAGCUAAAUACAUGGAGGACGAUUUGUUUAAAGAGCCCUCGUUAUCUGUAUUUAUGUAAAGCGCGACAGUUUUAAUUGGCUGAUAUCUACCAUAGCAGCCCCAGAAGCUCACAUCCCUUUUACGUUAUCAGAGGUUACACAAUGUUUAAUUGUCCAAGUUUGCUGAGAAUUAAAACACUUGCCAGUACAGGAAGCACUUUCUGA